Messenger RNA from Talaromyces stipitatus ATCC 10500, 1554 nucleotides. RefSeq names its product hydroxymethylglutaryl-CoA synthase Erg13, putative. The transcript has 3 exons. Bases 1 to 1374 code for a protein of 457 amino acids. Gene Ontology annotation, biological process: ergosterol biosynthetic process; acetyl-CoA metabolic process. The record is from RefSeq and is a predicted model, not a curated record. NCBI's taxonomy places the organism in Eukaryota, Fungi, Ascomycota, Eurotiomycetes, Eurotiales, Trichocomaceae. Gene Ontology annotation, molecular function: hydroxymethylglutaryl-CoA synthase activity.
AUGGCUGCCCGACCUCAGAACAUUGGCGUCAAGGCCAUUGAAAUCUACUUUCCCAGCCAGUGCGUCGACCAAGCCGAACUGGAAAAAUUCGAUGGCGUCUCUACCGGAAAAUACACCAUUGGUCUCGGCCAGACCAAAAUGAGCUUCUGUGACGACCUCGAAGACAUUUACUCUCUCGCCCUGACCACCCUCUCCUCCCUUUUGCGCAAAUACAACAUCGACCCCAAAUCCAUAGGCCGGUUGGAAGUCGGAACCGAGACUCUCUUGGACAAGUCCAAGUCGGUCAAGUCCGUUCUUAUGCAGCUCUUCGAAGAGUCUGGGAACACAAAUAUCGAGGGUAUCGAUACCGUCAACGCUUGCUACGGAGGUACCAACGCCAUCUUCAACAGCAUCAACUGGGUGGAGUCUUCCGCUUGGGACGGCCGCGACGCUAUCGUCGUCUGCGGUGAUAUUGCAUUGUACGCCAAGGGAGCUGCCCGUCCCACUGGUGGCGCUGGAUGUGUUGCCAUGGUCAUCGGUCCCGAUGCUCCUAUCGUGUUCGAGCCUGGUCUCCGUGCCAGCUACAUCAGCCACGUCUACGAUUUCUACAAGCCCGACUUGACCAGCGAAUACCCCUACGUCGAUGGCCACUUCUCCAACAGAUGCUACACCCAGGCUGUGGACGAGUGCUACAAGGCUUAUAACGCUCGCGAGAAGACUCUACAGGAGAAGUUUGGCGUCAACGGCGUCGUUCCCGAGGACAAGACUCCUCUCGACCGCUUCGACCAUGUUCUGUUCCAUGCCCCCAACUGCAAGCUUGUCGCCAAGUCAUAUGCUCGCAUGCUUUACAACGAUUACCUUACCAACCCAUCCCACCCUUCGUUUGCUGAAGUUCCCGCUGAGAUCGCCGGGAUUGACUACGAAAAGUCCUUGGCUGACAAGACCGUAGAGAAGACCUUCAUGGGCUUGUCCAAGAAGCUAUUCAACGAGCGCGUCCAGCCUACUAUUGAGGUGGCUACUCAGUGCGGUAACAUGUACACUGCCAGUGUCUACGGAGGACUGGUCAGUCUCAUUUCAAACGUUGCCUUUGACACCUCCAAGCCGAAGCGGGUUGCCAUCUUCAGCUACGGCAGUGGUCUUGCCAGCUCCUUGUUCAGCUUCAAGGUUGUUGGCGACACCUCUGCAAUGGCCAAGAACCUGGACCUCCGCAGCCGGCUCGAGGCUCGUCGUGUUGUCCCCCCUGCUGAUUACGAUGCUCUCUGCCUCCUUCGCGAACAUGCCCACUUGAAGAAGAACUUCAAGCCCGCUGGCAACGCCGAGAACCUAUUCCCCGGUACUUACUACCUCACUGAAGUCGAUGACAUGUUCCGUCGCAAGUAUGCCGUCAAGGCGUAAUUAUCACCACGAUGUGGUUUCCACGACGUUAUGAACUGAAGUUAGAUCAAGAUGAGCAAGAAUCAACAUCCGUACCAAUGUUGCGGCAAUGUCUUUGUUUUGGGCUGUUUCUGGGAUUGCAAUGGUUUGUUAUAGUAUAUAUGCAUAUGCUUGGGUUAAUAGAAUAUUUUAAUACCGUCC